Molecule: messenger RNA, 471 nt
Organism: Miscanthus lutarioriparius
Lineage: Eukaryota; Viridiplantae; Streptophyta; Magnoliopsida; Poales; Poaceae
Source: the annotation of a GenBank genome assembly
AUGACCAAGGUGAGUCAUGGUGCACACUCGUUGUACCUAUAUGGCAACAUUGAUGGGAGUUGGGAGUUGCGACAAUCGAAGCCUAAUGAACUACAUGCACUUAGGGAUAAUCUUAACAACUCUGAGCCAUUGGAGGACUUGUUCAAUAUGAUUAAUAGCUUUCCAACAGUACGCGAAACAUUCCUUGCCAGUGAAACCUACCGCAUAUGCCAUCUAGAAGAAAAGGCAAAGCUAUGUGGGCCAGUUAUUGAAAAGAACUACGAGCCUGAGAGUGAGGAUGAAGCUCUAAGUGAUCCGGUCGUAUGUUCAGUUUGUGAUGGCCACUACCAUACAAGUGCAUUCUGGAUCUGUUGUGAUAUUUGCAACCAGUGGUACCAUGGAAAAUGUGUGAAGAUUACAGCCAAAAAAGCAAAUCGCAUAAAGCACUAUGAGUGCCCUGAGUGCUUCAACGAUAGGAUUGGACAUAAUUAA